AGUGCGGUUGAACCGAAAACACGGCUAGUGUUUGUAAACUAUGGUGAAUGAUGGACUCUAUAUGUGACCAAUUUUUUCAUAAUUCUUCUUCUUUAAAUAGAAAGUAAUAAUGGAAUUUGAUAUAACGCGCACAAGGCCAUCGCUGUUUGGAGAAAUAGCACAUGGUUUGGGCUUCUGGACCGAUCGUUCUGCAGUGCACGAGGCUGCGGCUCAAGGCAGAGCUAUGCAGCUCCAAAAGCUGAUCGAAAACGGGGCAUCUGUCAACAUUGUGGCUGUGGACUCUAUUACACCUCUCCAUGAGGCCUGUAUACAGGGCCAAACACAGUGUGUCAAACUUCUCCUGGAUGCUGGAGCUCAUGUCGAUGCUCGUAACAUAGACGGCAGCACUCCUUUAUGUGACGCCUGUGCUGCUGGUAGUCUGGAGUGUGUUAAGUUGCUGUUAGAACAUGGAGCCAAAGUUAACCCUCCUCUCUUCACCUUCUCUCCACUGCAUGAGGCCUGCAUGGGCGGUAACUCUAAAUGUGUACAGCUCAUGAUCGAUGAAGGUGCACUUAUGGAGGCCCAUGACUGCCACUUUGGCACUCCUCUGCAUGUGGCGUGUGCCAGGCAGCAUCUAGACUGUGUCAAAGUUCUGCUUAUUGCAGGUGCAAAUGUAAAUGCUGCCAAGCUUCAUGAGACAGCACUGCAUCAUGCUGCCAAAGUGAAAAAUCUGGAACUAAUUGAGCUUCUAGUAGAAUUUGGGGGAAAUGUUCUCGCCAAAGACAACCUCGGCAAAAAGCCCAUUCAGUACACCAGAGCUGGUUCACCAUUUGCCCUAUGCCUAGAGUUUUAUGAAUCCACACCCCUGAGUCUUCAGCAGUUGUGCAGAAUUGCUCUAAGAAAUGCACUUGGGAAAAGAGCAUUGGGGGUGUUCACUCAACUGGGCCUCCCAAAUCGAAUCAUCUGUUUCCUGUCUUAUUUACCAGCCCCUCCCCUGGACCUCUUCCACUCUUGACAGUCUGCUACUCUGUUUCUGUCCAAGUCAUCCAUAAUUGACUCAAAACUGACUGUGUUUGAGAAUAAGCGGCUUAGAAAGUUGGUUUCCAGGAGUAAUGAGAUUUCUCUUUGUGAAGCACAGCUACUGUAACAGCUGCACUCAGUAUGUAUCACGUAUUUGUUGAUUUUCUCCUCCCUGCUGAAGCAGGCAACCAGUAGAAGACGUGGUCACUUGGUAUGGAUGCCCUUUCACAAAAAGUAACAUCUGCAUUGGCAUCUUUUUGCUGCAGACACAUCUUGUACAACACAAGACUUCGAGCGAAUUGUUUUCUUACUGUUUUGUCAAGGUUUAAAAUUACGUCUAUCUGAUUGAUCAAAAUCAGUUAUAUAAAAAACAUCUAUAGUCUGUGUAUGUUUUCAUUUACGUUAUCUGAUUUGUAAAUACAUUGUAUAUAAAACAGUCUUAUUGUAAAUCAGGUUUUGUAUGAGGUAUGCAAUUUUACUAUAUUUUACCUAGUUCUCAUUUAUGUGUUUAUAUACACUGGCUGCCAAAAGUUUGGAAUAAUGCUGAUUUUGCUCUUAUGGAAAGAAAUUGGUACUUUUAUUCACAGUGUAUAGUCAGGACAUUAAUAAUGUGGAAAAUUACUAUUACAAUUUGAAAUAAAUAUGUUCAGAACUUCUUAAACUACUUCAGAUUUCUCAUCAAAAAAUCCUUCAUGUGCAGCAAUGACAGGUUUGCAGAUCCUCGACAUUCUAGCUGCCAGUUUGUCCAGAUACUCAGGUGACAUUUCACCCCACACUUCCUGUAGCACUUGCCAUAGAUGUGGCUGUUUUGUCGGGCACUUCUCUUGCACCUUACAGUCUAGCUGAUCCCACAAAGAUCCAUAACACUCUUUUCCAAUUAUCUGUUGUCCAAUGUCUGUGUUUCUUUGCCCACUCUAACAUUUUCUAAAGUGGCUUUUCUUCUCUUUUGAGUCUUCUCUUUUCUGUUAUACAUGAUGUUGUUGAGCAUGUAGAAUUAAAUGAAGCUAUCAGCUGAGGACAUGUGAGGUGUCUAUUUAUCAAACUAGAGACUCUGAUGUACUUAUCCUUUUGUUUAGUUGUACAUCUGGCCUUCCACAUCUCUUUCUGUCCUUGUUAGAGCCAGUUGUCCUUUGUCUUUGAAGAAUCUUCAUUUUUUUGGCAAUUUCAAGCAUUGUAUAGCCUUCAUUCCUCAAAACAAUCAUUGACUGAUGUUUCUAGAGAAAGCUGUUUCUUUUUUGCCAUUUUUGACCUAAUAUUGACCUGAAGACAUGCCAGUCUAUUGCAUACUGUGGCAACACCAAGACAAACGCAAAGAUAAUGUUCAGCUUCACUUAAUGAACCAAAUGGCUUUCAACUAUGUUUAAUAAAAUGAAGUGAUUUUCUAGUAUUAAAUGAUCAAUUUAGCAUGAUUACUCAAGGAUAAAGUGUUGGAGUGAUGGCUGCUGGAAAUGGGGCCUGUCUAGAUUUGAUCAAAAAUAACUUUGAUCAAAUGUUUUUCACAUCAAGUAUCAACUUCCGAAUGAAACAUAAAAAUCUGUUCAUUAUUCCAAACCUUUGGCUGCCGGUGUGUGUAUAUGUAUAGUGCAAAUGCUUAAAUGCAUUAUUUAAUUUUUCCUGUUUUACGUGGGUUAUUUUAUGAUACUGACUAUUCUUUCUGUUUGCAAUCUAAAUUGUAAUAGAAAAUAAUUAUACAUUUAAGUUGUCAUUAAAUUGCAACGCAAUUGAAAUUUUCUAUAACAAUAUUCCAUUCGUUUUUAUGUUACACACAAAUUCAUCUUCCAAGUUGUCCUCCUAUCAACAGUGUAUUUCAUAUUUAAA
Messenger RNA from Xyrauchen texanus (razorback sucker), 2817 nucleotides. It is a transcript of the gene asb13b, whose product is annotated as ankyrin repeat and SOCS box containing 13b. Gene Ontology annotation, biological process: intracellular signal transduction; positive regulation of protein catabolic process; protein ubiquitination. The coding region runs from base 110 to 994 and encodes 294 amino acids. The transcript is spliced from 6 exons. Gene Ontology annotation, molecular function: protein binding. The record is from RefSeq and is a predicted model, not a curated record. NCBI's taxonomy places the organism in Eukaryota, Metazoa, Chordata, Actinopteri, Cypriniformes, Catostomidae.